Messenger RNA from Tribolium madens (black flour beetle), 351 nucleotides. Its product is annotated as ribonuclease kappa-B-like. The transcript has a single exon. NCBI's taxonomy places the organism in Eukaryota, Metazoa, Arthropoda, Insecta, Coleoptera, Tenebrionidae. Gene Ontology annotation, molecular function: RNA endonuclease activity. The record is from RefSeq and is a predicted model, not a curated record. Bases 31 to 312 code for a protein of 93 amino acids.
UAAAAUCGCGUCAUCUUAUCAGUCCUCGAAAUGGCAGUCUGCGGAACAAAACUGUCCCUCUGCUGCGCGGUUCUAAGCGUUUGGGGCAUUGUCCAACUAGGCCUGAUGGGAGUGUUUUUCUACAUCCACUCCUUGGCCUUCGUUGAAGACCUCCCCGUGGGAUUCGGCGAAAAAGACACGAUUGAGGGGUUUUACGACAAAGUGGACACCGCCUACACGCAAGUGGCCUACAAUGUAUGGAUCGCUGCUGGAUUGUACGCCAUUGUGUUGGCCAUUUCAGUACAACAAUUCCGAGCAAACUUACGUAAAUAAUAAUGUAAUGUGUAAAUAAAAUGAGUCAUUUUCUUAUCA